Dermacentor albipictus is the source of this 8102-nucleotide messenger RNA. RefSeq names its product lysophospholipid acyltransferase 6-like. The record is from RefSeq and is a predicted model, not a curated record. Gene Ontology annotation, biological process: lipid modification. Gene Ontology annotation, molecular function: acyltransferase activity. NCBI's taxonomy places the organism in Eukaryota, Metazoa, Arthropoda, Arachnida, Ixodida, Ixodidae. Gene Ontology annotation, cellular component: membrane.
CCCGAUGCGCGGUGUGCAAGCAAGAUCGUAGCCAAGAAUGGCGUCGCCGAAGCGCGUCGCGAAGUGCCGCUGGGAACCAGUAUUGCGCUCGAGCGUGCCGCCGUCAGUGGCCGCAGGAAGCAGGAGGUGACGGAGACAGCAGAGGAUCGACGACGUCGCCGAGGCCACGCUGGCGCGCCGACGAGGCGACACGACGGUGCCCGGCCCCUGUGUCUCGUCGUGCUUGUGACCCUGUGGUUGUAGUGGUGCGCUGUCUAGCUCUACUGCUCGCCGCUGUCAACAACGCGGCUGUGCGCGGGGCUGCAACCAUGUGUUGCCGCCUCCCGAGGCGACGGAUCAUCGCAGCGGCGUCGCCAAUGCGCUCGUCAGCAGCGCAGGCCGAGGAGAGGCGCCCUAAAGGCUAUUUUUGAACUCUCCAUGCGCCCGGAAAGCCGGCUGCCUGACCCGCGGCGAUGGAUCUUAAGUCGGAGUCGGACUUUUACGGUGGCUGCCGGGCGCUCGCGCCCGUCGCUGCAUACUUUGGACUCAGUAUCGACAAGUUCAACUUCCUGUUCUGCCAAAUUGCGUUCCUGCUGUUCUCGUUCCCGUACCGCGUGCUGCUGCAUCCGUCGCGGGUGUCUCCGACGGCGAGGCACAUCGUGGCCCUCACCGUUGGACUCGCCUUCGGUUAUUUCUGCUUCGGAUACCAAAUUCUUCACCUUGUUGCACAGGCCACCCUUGUUUACAUGAUCAUCAAUUAUGCGAGUCCCGAAAGUAUGCACAAGAUUGCGCUGGCGGUCGGCAUGGGCUACUUGUCGGCUAUCCACAUAAUGCGGCAGAUCUACGACUACGGGGGCUACCACCUGGACGUGACCGGUCCGCUUAUGGUGGCCACGCAGAAGGUGACCAGCAUAGCUUUCAACCUGCACGACGGUCUUACAGAGAAAAAGGACAUCCUCCUGCACCCCGAGCAGAGAAGGCAGACUAUAAGCCGGAUGCCGAGCCCGCUGGAGUUCUACAGCUACGUCCUGCACUACCACACGCUGAUGUGCGGGCCGCUGGUGUUCUUCAACGACUACAUGGACUUCAUCAAGGGAAAGCAGUUCUUGAGGCACAGCGUCCGCACCUGCCUGCGGGGACACCCGACGGCUGUGGUGGAGCCGUCACCAACUUGGGCGACUCUGCAGAAGCUGUCCGUUAGCUUCAUGAGCGCCGCGAGCAUCGUCUACCUGCUUUCUGCCUACCCUAUCGAAUACAUUAAGCAGGAUGACUUCCUUUACAAUAGGAGCAGGUUGUGGCAAAUGCUGUACAUCAUCUGGGCCACUUCGUUACACCGGCAUCGGUACUACCACGCCUGGACUCUAGGUGAAGCAAUUUGUAAUGCUGCUGGCUUUGGUUUCAACGGCUACACAAGUGACAACAGAGCGCGAUGGAACCUCAUCAGCAACGUGGACAUCGUCACCAUUGAGACUUCGACGAGUCUACGCGAGCUGAUAAUAGCGUGGAACAAGUCGACCCAGACCUGGCUGCGCACCGUGUCGUACGAGCGGAUGCACCGCCACCGCACCCAGCUGACGUUCAUCCUGUCGGCCAUGUGGCACGGCUUCUACCCGGGAUACUACCUCACCUUCGGCACCGGAACGCUCUUUACGCUGGGCGCCCGAGCGGUGCGUCGUAGCGUGCGGCCCCUGUUCCAAGGAAGCCGCCGGAAACAAAGGCUGUACGACGUUAUCACCUGCCUAGCGACCCGCGUAGCUGUCGCCUACAUGGUGUUUCCGUUCCUGCUGCUAGACUUCCACUCCAGCUUCAGGGUUUACUGUCACUUCGGAUUCGUGGGCCACGUGAUGUGCCUGCUGGCCAUGUGCGUUCUACCCCGGGUGCUGCCGCCGCCACCGCGAUCGCCGUCCCGGUGUUGUGCGUCGCCCAUGUCACGGCGCAAGGCCGUCGAGGAAUCUCGGGGCAACGCCGACCUAAGCCUGCAGAACGAGCAGGAGACGCAGCUGAAGGACGAGGACGAGGACGAGGACGAAACUGCGCAGCCACAUAACUCGGAGUCGGGCGACACGACCUCGGCGGACUCCGCGCUCGAGGCCGACGUCAAGAAGUCGAACUCUCAGCUGUCGCAAGUCGCGGAGAACGACCCGGCCGCGCCGACCACCACCAAUCGCGACCCGUCCGAGAAGCAGCCGCCUGGUGAUAAGAAGACACAGUAGAAAAAAAAAGCAGUCUUGUAUAGACAUUUUUUUCCCCAGGAAUGCCCUGUGAAGAAAUGAAAAGAGACUGAGGCAAGAGAGCAGUGCGGCAUCCGAUGUGUUACCCGCGUACGCGGCGUUGUUGCUUUCUCGAGUGUGUCGUGUUUUACGCCUUUCGCUUAGUAAGGGCAAACGCGGGCUUCGUAGCCGUGUAUGGGCGAGAUGCUACCGCUUCCGAGAUGUUGUGUCGAUGUUCGUCUGGGCCUAUAUUGAUGCGUAUACGGUGCGCGGUUGCCGGAACUGUGCCGAGUAACGGGCGCGUACGUCGUGGCCGCCGUUGAAGAGUCGGCAAUACCACGCAGAAUGAUAUAUGCUAUAAAUAGAAAAGGAAAUUAGACGCAACAGCAUUAUCUUAGCAAUUAGUUAUAUUAAUUAACGCAAAUUAGAAUUAAUGACGAAGCCGCGGUGGUAACGCUAGUUGGCCGAGGGUACUCGGCCGUCAUAUUCAGACACUACCGAGUCCGCGAGCCGCUUUCCGAGAGCUCGUUUCAUUACGGGCUUUUGGUGGGCCGAAGCGUCUUCUCAACAUUAAUUGCCUAGCGGCUGCAUCACCAAGUUCCUAUGUACCGCACCAUGUCCAGGUACGCGCAAUGCAAUCAGUCAAUUUAUUAAUACAUCUCGCCACGUGUAUAGCGUAUUGAGUGCCGUACUGUUUUCUUUCCUGCAAGGCCUUCGUAAAAGGUGACAGCGCCUGCGGUAUUGUUAGCCUACGUGGCAUGCAUGUUUCAUUGGAUGCAACGCGUCUGUGAAUGUUGUCUCUUUCACUUUGUUAUAGCUGAUGUUCCAGGUGUUGGCUGGUCAUGCGCCGUUUAUCAGCAGCUGCGGAGUCACGUCUGUGCUGUUCCGUCGUUGAGUCUUUCGCCGUGUAUAUAGACCCUGCCCCCGUGACGACCACGUUCUCACGUAAAGAACCGAACCGCGUGAUCUGCGUCAGUCAGAGCCGACCGCUGAAAACUUGGUCCACGGGCUCGUGUUGUUUCAUUGUAACCAUUCCCGGAUGCGUACUGCAGGCUUCCGCUUACAAACCUUGGUCUCACGUUCGUUGUAUUUAUAAAAAAAAAAAAAAAGUCGGCCGUUGCAACCUCUCUGCGGCACUGGAUUGUACGGCAUGCAUCGAACAAAUAGAUUGGCUGCUCGUUGUGCUUCGUAAAACUGAACGAAAACUUUUGAGAACGCCUUUAGAAAAGGUGCCUGCUGGGUGGUUGAACAACUCUGGAUAUUUGCGGGAGACCUCUGUGCAUACCUCUACGUGAGCUGGACCGCAGUGGGCUCAUCACGAUACAGCACACGUAUGUGAUUUAAGGCUUGCAUGAUGAAGGCGUCACUUUUUGACCUGGCGAAUUGAACUGAUAAAAACAGUGCUUCUGGCGUUGUCCUAUACUGUGUGGCAUGCCUGGAUUUGUGUUAGUCAUUGCACUGCUGGCCUUUCGUUUCGCUGAUUCGCACUUUUUGUGCCAAGAUCGUGGUGUAGGGUUUUUUAUUCCUUUUCUUUCUCUCCACUUCCUUCGUUUGAGACAUUUCGUGGUGUGCGGGGCUUAUAUGGGUUUUGUUAUUGUAACUUUUUUUUUUACUUGAGAUAGCAGCGCAGCAUUCUCAAUCCUUAAUUCGGCAGAACUACCGUGCCGUGACCAGGCAGAGUCAGCAUCGAUCCCUGUGUGUAAAUUUGCCUUAGUAACCAAUCUAACACGGGCGCUGUGGUUCGAAUCGGCCGCAAAGGUCGCGAGACGUCUUUACGUCCGCUUCGCCUAGCGCCGAAAGGCUUACGUAUAUAGGCCGUUGGUUCACUCUGGCCUAACUUAACGACUCGAGGCAAACUGUACAUAGUGACGUCUGGACUGGCCGUCCACUGGCUUGUCUGCGGUGGUCAACGGCGAAGUACUUACGACACCAGGGCAUGUGCAUUUCCUCGGCUUGGUACAGUUUCGCUUCCUUGUUAGCACAGUUAUUGCCCGUAGAAAGCUCUGGCGCACGAACUCGGACUCCUUUGCGCUCUCUAUUGAGUAGCACAAACGAAGCGUCCGGUGUCACCAGAUCCAUUGCGUUCGUCACUUUACUCUGUCGUGCUUCAAUGUCUGUCAGUUGAUGCUGUUCGCAUCCUGGGUGUAGUCACUACGUGAGUUGCAUAUCUUGUGAGGAAGUUGAUGUAUUCCAUAGUGUUAUCGUUGUGAAAUAAAUGUGCAGCGACCUAUUACAUAAAACGCGCGGACAAAUGGACCAUUCAGUUUUAGCAGGCAUAUGCACCGCUCUGUGUUGCACGUCUUGGUUGUGCCUGAUUGGCUCGUAAGCUUAUCGAUAAAGACACUACAUAACGCGAGCUAAAAAUAACUACAGGAAGUCUACCAGCUUUAAGUUUGCUAGAUUCUACACAGUUUUGUGCCUUGAUUGUUGAAAAAGACCGUAUACACUGUUCGUUUGACUUUACGCGCGGCAGUGUGUGAUUUGGAUGAAGAUGUGUUCGCCGUUAUCGUUUUUUUCCAUCUGCGAAAUAAUCGUGGCCUCCAAUUUACUAACCGGUCUUCCCGCUCUCACACAUGCACGCGGCACAGGAAGCCGUGUCACGUGUUCGCUGCCGACGAAAUAAUUGCGACGCCUAUGCAGAUAUACAGACUUGUGAACUUACGCGACCAAAGGACCACCUACAAAGAUCGGGCUAGUUCAGUAGCCUCGUACCUAUUAAAGUCCCAAUGUGCUCUUCCCACAUAGUAUUCACGCGCUCUUCUGUUCGCCCUUCCAAUACGAGGCCCAGGCUUCAAACUAUUUGCAUUUCCUUUCGCUUGUGCGAGUACGUUUGUUGAGAAGCACUGAUGAACGGUGUCUGGAGGGAGAAGAAAAAAAAAGAAAGAGAAAAAGCGUGGGAAUGAGUUCGCACCUCUGCUCCUUUGCUUUUUCAGAGCUAAUGUGUGACGGAGCGGCAUCUUGUCCCAACGGUGGCGGUCACCACCACACGAAGUGUGAUCUCUGCACUGAAACUGCUAAAAAUGUGAAUUGACACACCAACAGCGUACGAAGGCGCGAGCGACAUGGAAGAUUUAAAAAUAAAGUUUACGCAGAUGAGAACAGGUUAUGUAAAUUGAAGAAAGCAGCAAAGCGGCAGAAAAAAAAGAAAAGUAAACGAGAGAAAUAUGUGCAGGUUGCAUAGUGGGAAGAGUACCGGGGGCGCAGUUUUAACGUUUGAAAUCGAAGUGCGUUCCUGUUUACGGGAAAUCGGCGAAUCGACCACGACGUCUUGGCCACUUAGCGGCGCUCGGGUUGCGUUCGAGCCGGACCAGAAAGUAUAGUUUUGCUUCACGAGCGAAAGGGUACAAUCAGCCUACACCCCGGUGAAAUGUUCAAAACUAAUCGAACAAACGUAGCGCACAUUUGGGACGCGUCGCGAGUAUAGCGAAUUUCGAUGGAUAGCACGAUUUUGUGGUUCACGAUUUACGCAGUUGGUGUACGUUUGAAAAGCAAGAGCAUAUAUAUAUAGCGAGAAUAUUUUAGGAUGGUGACUUUAUGUAUGCACAUUUGCCACAAGUGUUGACGAUAUUGCCAAUAAGAGUUUAUAAUCCUGAAGUUAUCUUCAGUGUCGUAGUUCUGGAUUGCCUGUUGUUGCUCUUUGUUAUGGUUGUUGAGAUUGCUUUUGAGGUGGAUGUUUGCUUCGGUGCGCUUAAACGCUUCAUUAUAAUUCCAGAUAUGUGAAAAGGGAGCAUUGUUUUCUUGGUGGUCACGUCAGCUGAUUUUUGUUGCGCGUUAUCACGCUGCCAUGUUGCUUAUGCGUUUUCGUCGUGUACCAGCAGCACUUCGGUAGGUGCUUUGACAAUUAACACCAUUGUUUCCGCCAUGGUGUGAAACCACGAAAACCGGCGAAGAUGCAGAAAAGAACGAACUGGAGCCUGUACCUGUACUGAAAAUUUCCAUACGCAGGGAUAGAAUUUCUUUAAGGGUUCCAUAGCACUCUUGUGCUACUGUUAAAGAUUUCAUGAAGACUUUGCACCAUUCCCGUGCGACUAGCAUAAACAGCGUUUCCGUCGGAAGCCACCGGUUGACUGAGUCUUUAUUUGAAGCUCUUAGCAUCGAAUGCACAUCAUGUUCGCCGGAACUGGGAGUUCAUUACAUGCUUUGUCUUCGCACAAUAUGCAGUUAACAUGCAUAUUUUAUACAGAAGCGUGUCUGUACGCACUCCAAGUCUUCUGUUGGCUUUUUUAUGCGUGUCCCGUAUGGUUCAACAUAAUUAGCAUGGAUUUCAUAUUAGUUCUCUAUUAUUCUCGCAAGAGUAAUACAGUAACAUCGGAAAUUUUUGGCUGUGUACGAGGAGGUUCGGGCAGUACGGUGCGCGCACCAGAUUAGCGCGAACGUUUGCCAGUCAGCGUUCCUUCGGUGCCAUCUUUGCUGCGCCUUUGUCUCAGUUGGCCUGCUUUGUUCUGGAGCAUGCAAAUCAGCUCGCCAGCCUUGAGAUUCCGAGUGUUCGAGAGGUGAGAGACAAGGGACUGGAUUUCCUCGUUUUACUGCAUGCAGAGUGGUCCGAAAAGAUGUAGAAAUAUUUUUCUGCAAACAUAUAUGGAGUUGUGUUCAGCAGCUGUGUCUGUUCUGUGGGAUGAGGAACGAGGCGGAGAUUUUGUUUGGUAUAAGAGGAGGAACUUGCGAGCGUGUCGAACUUACUGAUAAGAGUACAAGAAGCGGGGCUCGAAAGGGGUCCAAAGGUGGCUGUCAAAGUUAACUUUUGCAGAACCUAUCCACACAUGCAUGGGGUAAAGGGCGAUGAGUGAGGAAAUGCAUGGAGGUUAACGAGGGACAACGGUGGGCUCCAGAUGGAGGCACGUUGUACCCACUGAAUCAGUAGGAUGCAUUCCCUGCGCUCUAAACCCGCUACCUUUCCAAAAGUACGCAUUUUCGCAUUCGAUAAGUAAGCAGGGCUCUCAGCCAUAAAUAACAGCACGAGCUGCGCGCGCAUGGAUGCUAGACCUGAAGGUAGCUACCGCGAACGUUAUUAGUUUGGCAGGUGUAAAUAUGCACUUCAGGGUCGCGUACCAUGUCAUACAUUCUGUAACGUCACACCUUACUGGCUCCUGUAAAUUUUGUCAAUUUUACUCAGACUGAGUUAAAUUUUAAGCCUCAUAUCUGCAUUAUUUGGGGAAUGUUAUCAUUACUUGGGGCAUGUUACCAUUACUUGGCGCACGUUGCCAUUACUCUUGGCAGUUAUUUUCGGUAUCCUCCAGAAAUGUGAAAAUGCGCACCUUUGUGAGAGCUACUGCGUUUAGAGUGUGUACAGCUGUACUAAUGGCUUACUUUAGCAAUGUUUGUUCGCACUCAUUUGCUUUGGUGGUCAAAUCGAAGGUUGACCAAUCGAAACGGGAAGCUCCUAAUGGGACUGUGCGCAGCGCGCAGCCUGCAUGGCUGAUCGCACGGCUUUAUGCGAGUGAUGCUUGUUCGUAUUCACUGCUUUGCAGGGCACGUCGCAACAGACGGAUUCGUGGGCACGUUCUCACGACUAUCUAUAGUAGACUCCGUGUGGUUUAAUGGAUGUGGUGUUUCGCAGUUGUUACGUGUUGUGCACGCAAGCGAGCGAUAGUUGAAUGUCGGAGGUCGGCGAUUGCUGCGCGGGGAGGUGACACCAUGCGUCUGCUCCGGCUCGGCGAAAGAGAGCAUGUUUUGUCGUGACUGUUGCGAAGUGUUUGUUUUUGAGGUAACCUUGGAGGGGACAGAGUGCGCGCUGCUGUAUGGGGUAAAUGCAAUGCAUAAAUAUACACAAGAGUUUAUAUGUAUACACACGCAUGUUUGUGGUCGUGGAAACUGAGCUUGUUGGCUGUGGUACUUGUUCGUUUUCUUUCUUUUCUAUUGAAAUGUUUGUAUUUUUUGUUGGAAGAGCGGGAGUAAAUUUGUUAUAACAACGGC